Closterium sp. NIES-65 is the source of this 1181-nucleotide messenger RNA. The record is from the annotation of a GenBank genome assembly. Lineage: Eukaryota; Viridiplantae; Streptophyta; Zygnematophyceae; Desmidiales; Closteriaceae.
AGCCAGCAUGGCCCACGGCGCGCACACUCCUCCUGCUCCGUCUGUGGGCGCUCAUAUUCCCCUCCUCUGACUUCCGACAUCCAGUCAUGACGCCCGUCUCGCUGCUGCUCGGCCAGUUCCUCUCCUGCUGCCCUGUGCGCUCCACCAAGGACGUGGCAGCUGGCCUCUUUAUAUCCGCUCUCCUCCUUAAUAUGGUGUCUCAGAGUCGUCGCUUUGUCCCAGAGGCGCUUAACUUUCUGCACGCGCUGCUGUGGAGCGCUGUUGCCCCCGCCCUCAAACCCGUCAAGCCCAAGGGAGUGCCGCGCUAUAUGCUGCUGCAGGUGUGCUCGCAGCAGUGGCUGUGGGCGCCGUGUGGCGACGGCAGCAACCACCGCAAGCGCAAGCGCGAGCCGCUAGAAGACAAACCCGAGGCCCUCGACUUUGACCGCAUCUUCCUGGGACCUUCCUGCCCGUCCAGCACUUCCGGCACCACUGAAACUACCACCAGCACCACUGCUAACCCUUUUGUUUCCAAGGCUUCGCCCUCCGCUUCUCCUGCUGCUCCUCCCACCCUGCUGGGUGUGGAGGGCAGUGCAGCAGGGACCGUGGCAGAGGCCUACUUUGGCUCCGACGUCUUCAGGCUGAGUCUGCUGCUGGCAGUGCUCAAGACGCUGCGCUCCUUUGCGCUGCUCUACCGCCCCAUGCAGCCCUUCCCCGAGAUUUUCGCGCCCUUCCUGCCCACUCUCGCUGCCCUUGCGGAGUCCGGGCAGCUGCCCGAAGAAAUCGAGCAGGAGCGGGCAGCGUGGGUGAAGGAUAUCGAGGGGGCGGUGGCGGAGGUGGAAGGUUCCAGGCAACCGCUGCGGCUGAGGGUGAAGCGAGCGGUACCUGAGAAGCAGUUCAACCCCAAGUUCGAGUCUGAUUUCGCCCGGGGCAAGGACUACGACCCCAACAGGGAGCGAGCGGAGCAGCGGCGGCUGCAGCGGGCGAUCAAGCGCGAAGCACGGGGGGCAGCAAGGGAGCUGCGCAAGGACAACCAGUUCCUCGCUGCUGCGCGCGCCAAUGAGGCUGCGAAUGCUCUGGAGGAGCGGCGGGAGAAGAACCAGCGGGCCAUGGCGUUUAUGGAGCAGCAGGCGCACCUCAUGUGGUCGGGGCAGCUGGGAAGGAAGAGGGGCGGCAUGAGCAGCGGGAAGGGCAGGCGGUAG